Penicillium longicatenatum is the source of this 1593-nucleotide messenger RNA. Its product is annotated as NADPH-adrenodoxin reductase. Gene Ontology annotation, biological process: ubiquinone biosynthetic process. Gene Ontology annotation, cellular component: mitochondrion. The transcript is spliced from 3 exons. The coding region runs from base 1 to 1593 and encodes 530 amino acids. The record is from RefSeq and is a predicted model, not a curated record. NCBI's taxonomy places the organism in Eukaryota, Fungi, Ascomycota, Eurotiomycetes, Eurotiales, Aspergillaceae.
AUGCUCGAUCGCGCAUUUGUCUGUGCUGGCUGCACAGCGCGCUCGGCUCGCCCAGUCCUACGGGUCAAGUCGUUCUCCCCAAAAUCCAUAUCGAAACGAUUGAACAGUCAUGUUGCUUCGGGGAACCGGCCUACACGAGUUGCCGUUGUGGGCUCUGGACCUGCAGGAUUCUAUGCCGUGGCAAGGCUAUUGAGCAAGCACGAUGAUCUCAAGGUUGACAUGUAUGAGAAACUACCGGUGCCAUUCGGACUGGCUCGGUACGGAGUUGCCCCGGAUCAUCCAGAGGUAAAGAACUGCGAGGACAAAUUCACCGAGGUCGCAACAUCCUCACGCUUCAACUUCGUCGGUAAUAUCGAGCUCGGAAGCGACCUACCUCUGGCCGCUCUCAAACCCCACUACGAUGCCAUUCUUUUCGCAUACGGAGCGUCAAAAGAUAAAGAACUUGGAAUCCCCGGAGAAAAUGCUCUGCGUAGCGUAUACUCGGCCCGCUCCUUUGUAGGAUGGUACAAUGGUCUACCCGAACAUCGGCAUUUGGACCCGGACUUGUCCAGCGGUGAGGAUGCAGUGAUUGUUGGACAGGGAAAUGUAGCACUCGAUGUCGCCAGAAUCUUGCUGUCGGACGUCGAUGCGCUUCGAACCACAGAUAUUGCCGACCAUGCUCUGGAAGCGCUGUCUCGGAGUCGGAUCAAGCGGGUGCGAGUUGUUGGUCGCCGAGGACCGCUACAGGCUUCAUUCACAAUCAAAGAAGUUCGUGAAUUGCUUCAAUUGCCGUCCGUUUCGUUCGAACCGAUCGGGAAGGAUGUCUUCCCUCCAGAAGAUGUCAUCAAUGCCCUCCCUCGGGCCCAGAAGCGAUUGAUGCAGCUCCUCGCUAAGGGCUCCGCCAAUGACCCCGAGACAGCAACCAAGAAGUGGUCUUUGGAUUUCCUCCUCUCUCCCGAGUGCCUCGAUUGGUCACCAGUGCACCCAUACCACCUGUCGCAUGCUAAAUUCUCUCGCAAUGAGCUCGACCCCUCUGAUCCCUACACCGCCAGCUCCAAAGUCACACCGAAAUACCUCUCGAACGGAAAUCGCGCUCAAGUCAAUCUCCCCGCCAGUGUCUUCUUCCGCAGUGUGGGCUACAAGUCACUUCCGCUGCCAGGGCUGGAGGAUCUCGGUAUCGAGUUCGAUACUCGGCGUGGCGUGAUUCCUAAUGAUGGACUUGGUCGCGUGACAAGUCCCUCGGAAGCGGGUGAACCCCGCAAACUGCCGGACGGGUCAUUGAUUUCCUACUUGCCUGGCUUAUACUGUGCCGGGUGGGUCAAGCGUGGCCCGACGGGGGUCAUUGCGUCGACGAUGACAGAUGCCUUCACCACAGUGGACACUAUAUUGCAUGACUUGGCCAGCCACAAAGGCUCUCUCCUACAUAAUUUUGAAAAGAGCACCGGUCUAGGCUGGGAUGGAGUCAAGGCCGAAGUACAGCAACGUGGACUUCGGGCAACAUCCUGGCAAGACUGGCAGCGCAUCGACAGUAUUGAGCGUGAGCGCGGUCAGCAGAAGGGCAAGCCUCGUGAGAAGUUUACUCGUGUUGAAGAAAUGCUUGAAGCUCUCGAUUAG